Messenger RNA from Cucumis melo (muskmelon), 1198 nucleotides. RefSeq lists its product as uncharacterized. NCBI's taxonomy places the organism in Eukaryota, Viridiplantae, Streptophyta, Magnoliopsida, Cucurbitales, Cucurbitaceae. The record is from RefSeq and is a predicted model, not a curated record. Bases 95 to 1003 code for a protein of 302 amino acids. The transcript is spliced from 4 exons.
UUUCAAAUUUGUCAUCCGUUCUCUCUCCCCUGUUUCCACAACAUCUUCGAAUCGGCGUUAAUUCAACUCAAGCUCUUUCAAUUCCUUGCAAUUAAUGGAUCCUAAACUCACUCAGAUUCCAGCAAAACCCAUUUCCUCUAAACCUAAAUUCACCCGAAAGCCUUCCGAAGCACCCCAAAUCACCGCCCAUCAACCUCAAAUUUCCAGGCAGAAACGAGUUUUUGGAACUGUUAGGAGCUCAAACAUACCGAUUAAACCUGUAGUUAAUGAAAAGCCAUUAACUAAGCCCGUUAUUGGGGGUGUCAAGAAACAACCCAAACCCCGAUUACCUCAAAUCUCGGUCAAUGCUACUGUUGAUCGGAAGAUUAAUGAGAAAUUGAAUCCGAGGCUGAAGAAGAAGAGCCCUGGUAUCCAACAGCAAGUUACGGAAACGGCUGUUAAGGAUCUGCGUGAUGGGGACGACGUUGUGGAGCCUCAGACGCCGGUUGCGAGGCCUCGUUUUUUGAAAUUGAAGAACGGUGGCACGCCUUACCAUACGGCGGAGAAAUGUAGUAACUGCCGUUUUGACAAGAUGGAGACAUCGUCGUAUUGGGUUGCUCAGAUCAAAUUGGCUGAGUCCGUUGGGAAGCAUUUUGUGUCUGCUGAUUUCUUUCGCCUCGCUUAUGUUUGCAAUGCUGAGCCGAUCAGGAACCUCAAAGUCGAACUAAAGCGUUACUUGACUCGGCAUGAACAUCUAUCUAUGAACACUGAGUGGAAAGAUGUGAGUCUUAGCUACGGCUUACUUCAAAACGACACCAAUGGAGCCUCCCCUCACAAUCCUGCCACUGAAAUUUCUGGCAAUGAAAUCAACAAACUUCAAACUGUGACACCAGAAAUCAGUAGCAGUAAACUCGUUAAAGAUGAGAUUGUGGGAACCGAUGUUAGCGAGAUUGGAACAGAGACAACACAGAAAUGGGUAAAUUCUAUGUCUAUCGAACAACUGGGACACAUCCAUCAAUGUUGACAGGUGAAUUUGAUUUUGUAGCCUUAGUUUAUAGCCAUUACUGUGUCUGUGUUGUAUAAAUGAUAUGUAUUGUCUUUUGUGCUUGGCAUUGCCUUUUUCACAUUCUAUUUCUUUGACUACGCUAAUGACAUAAACAUUGGCUAAUGUUCUUCACAUUAUAUUUAUAAUAUAUCAUACGAAUUUGUAUUCUGCUCA